This is a messenger RNA of Staurois parvus, 330 nucleotides long. The record is from the annotation of a GenBank genome assembly. Lineage: Eukaryota; Metazoa; Chordata; Amphibia; Anura; Ranidae.
GGGCACAGGUGGGUGGCACUGGUGGGCACAGGUGGGUGGGCACAGGUGGGUGGGCACAGGUGGGUGGCACUUCUGGGCACAGGUGGGUGCACUGCUGGGCACAGGUGGGGGCACUGCUGGGCACAGGUGGGCGUAGCUAGUGGGCGCACUGCUGGGCAAAGGUGGGCGGAACUUGCGGGUGUCACUGCUGGGCACCGAUCAUCAGGGCACUGAUCAUCAGUGCCCUGAUGAUCGGUGCCGAUCCCCGCUCUGACAACUGCCGGUUCUCGGCAGUACUUUCCUCACGAUCUGACAGCGUGAGGAAAGUGCAGCCGAGAACCGCACUUGAAU